UAUCCCAGUCGUCCUCACUUUCAGCUUCUGUUCAUCGCUCGUUUAUCUAUCGACGCCAAGAUGAAUGUGGAAAAGCUAAUGAAGAUGGCAGGUGCAGUUCGCACUGGUGGGAAGGGUAGCGUGAGAAGAAAGAAGAAGGCUGUACAUAAAACAACCACCACAGAUGACAAGAGGCUGCAAAGCACUUUGAAGAGAAUAGGAGUAAAUGCUAUACCAGCAAUUGAGGAAGUUAAUAUUUUCAAGGAUGAGACAGUCAUCCAGUUCUUAAACCCCAAAGUUCAAGCCUCUAUUGCUGCCAACACAUGGGUUGUUAGCGGUUCUCCACAAACAAAGAAAUUGCAAGAUAUUCUCCCAGGCAUUCUGAACCAGCUGGGGCCAGAUAACUUGGAUAACUUGAGAAAGUUAGCAGAGCAGUUCCAGAAGCAGGCACCAGGUGCCGGUGAAGGCACUGCUGCUACAACAGCACAAGAGGAUGAUUAUGAAGUCCCGGAACUUGUGGCAGGCGAAACUUUUGAAGCUGCAGCAGAGGAAGGCCAAAAAUAGUAGGGUAUUUGAUUCGAUGGUGUCGGUCUUUAUAUUUAUUAUUAUUUUUAAUGCUCCUUUUUGGUUUAAAAAAAUGUUCUAGGUAUGCAUUUUGAUGUUGGUUGCAUAACUUGUAGGAAUAUGUAUGUUGUUUGUGUCAACUUUUGGUGUAAUUUGAUCCCAAAAUCUUGCAGUUAAACUUUGAAAACCAUAAAA
Cynara cardunculus var. scolymus (artichoke) is the source of this 738-nucleotide messenger RNA. RefSeq names its product nascent polypeptide-associated complex subunit beta-like. The coding region runs from base 61 to 543 and encodes 160 amino acids. The record is from RefSeq and is a predicted model, not a curated record. Lineage: Eukaryota; Viridiplantae; Streptophyta; Magnoliopsida; Asterales; Asteraceae. Gene Ontology annotation, cellular component: nascent polypeptide-associated complex; cytosol. The transcript is spliced from 6 exons.